AUGUCGCACGAGUCGAACGACGGAGGCGCCGAUGAAACGGCGCGUGUGAGAGUGAAGGAACAAAAGUUCAGCGAGAGGUGGGCAGAGGCUCUCCACCUCAACUCCUCCUACGACUCUAUGAGCUUACGCUCUCAUUCGGCUCGCACAUUACUCGUGACUGCUCUGCUUUCCUUCCCUGCAGGCAUGCUAAUGCUAGUGCUGCAGAAUCUCCCCCAGACUCGAUUUAGGGUCAGAAUCCAGGGGCACACCCUCGAUCGACAGGGCUCCACACGCGGUGGGCUUGACUUCCGGCAUUUUGAUUAUUCUUCCUCUUCCCCUGGAGAGCACGUUGACCUCGAGGGGCCCUGGAAACCUCCCCCAACUUCCCAUGGAUUCCUCCUCGAUCUGCUCGCCCCCAAAGAUGCGAAGCCCCAGCCGUUCGGAAUGACGUCCGCAUUCCUGGCGUCCACCGAUGAACGGUCGAGGUUUACCGCCGAGACGACUCUUGCAGAUGAGGACGCGCUCACCGGACAGCAUGUUGCCGCGCUGGUCUACCCAAUUGUGGAUGAGGUGGGUGCGAUCUACACAGGCAGCAGGCCAUCCGAAUGA
Molecule: messenger RNA, 588 nt
Organism: Penicillium argentinense
Lineage: Eukaryota; Fungi; Ascomycota; Eurotiomycetes; Eurotiales; Aspergillaceae
Exons: 3
Coding region: 1-588 (195 amino acids)
Source: RefSeq, a predicted model, not a curated record